This is a messenger RNA of Penicillium bovifimosum, 942 nucleotides long. RefSeq lists its product as uncharacterized. The transcript has a single exon. The record is from RefSeq and is a predicted model, not a curated record. NCBI's taxonomy places the organism in Eukaryota, Fungi, Ascomycota, Eurotiomycetes, Eurotiales, Aspergillaceae. Gene Ontology annotation, molecular function: protein binding. Bases 1 to 942 code for a protein of 313 amino acids.
AUGAAGCCCCUCCAAGUUCUACGCUCAGCCCUACACAUACAACAAGGCCAAGCCAAACCAAAGCCAAAACCAAAGCUCAACAAUGGCCGAAUCCCCCACGAGAUCCUGGACAUGAUCCAAGAAUACCUCGAUCUACCAGACCAAGUCUGCCUGGCUCUGACCUGCAGACAUCUCUACCGCUACCUCGUCUCCUACCGAAAAGAGAGUGGCAGACUUCUUCUGAACUCCACCCUCCCAAGAAGAGAUCGUUUCCCUCUCCGCUCAAACACCGACCUUGCCAACGACCCUCGCAUCCAACUCCUCCACCAACUGGAAGACAAGUACUGGCAAUACUGCAUUGAAUGCCAGACCCUUCACCGACGCUCAGUAAAGAAACAGUCUCACUGCUACAACGGUCUCAACAUGCACAAACACUGCAAUCCAUCCACAGGCGCAGUUGAUCUCUGUCCCUGUCUAAGCAUAACACCCAACCACCGCCAGCUGGUAGCAGCAUGCAUUGAAGAGCGACUUGAGAAGGAGGUUACUAACCGAGUAUUCCAAAGUGGUUUCUUUUAUCGUGCACCCACCGAGGGCGACAUCGUUCACCAGUGCACGGUAGAUACAUACCCUGGUGCUGAAAUGGAGAUCCUGACGGAACCGUACCUGGACACACCCGUCAGGCAUCUGAGCCGCAGUAUUAUAUCGAUGUAUGUGCAGAAUACCUAUGUGAUCAACAUCCAGGCUGAACUGUCUGAGGCAUUGGGUUCGAUUUGUCCAGAGGAAGAGCCUAAUAAGUGGCUCAAGCAGUUCUUCAAGGAGGCUGGGCUGGAGUACUCUGCUUGGCAUGGGAAGGUGAAGUCUGUGGCUGUGGCGCCGCGGUAUGUGAAGAUUGUCACGGAUAGGGAGUUGGGGUGGAAGAGUUGGGGGAUGUGGCAAUGGGCACAGAAUCGCAAUGACCGUUGA